AUGUCGACAAUGAGAUAUCUCUUGGUAACGGCAUGGCUCGCGAGUCGCUCAACUCCAAGCAGAGCAUCUUUGCUCAACGCAGACGAGGGAAUCGACAGCACCAUUAACGAUGAAGAUGAACGACUUGGAAAGGGGAAGGGCAAGGGAAAAGGGAAAGGAAAGGGUAAAAGCAGAGACCAAGGUCCGUCUGUAAACCCAGAGUUGGAGCUUGCACCCGGCACCAACACCGAACCCUUGCCCGCCGUACUUGGACCGGGCCGAGUCGACGCACCUACCGACGGAACCAUCAACAACGGCUUGGAAGAAGCCAAAGGUGGCGGAGGAAGAGAAGGCGUGACAGCUGAGGAACCACCACCACCUCCCCCGCCGCCAGAGGAGCCUCCUCAUCAAGAGCCUCCUCCGCCUCCUCCACCUCCUGAGGAGCCGCCGCCGCCGCCGCCGCCGCCCCCUCCGCCACCACCUCCCCCGGAGCAACCACAACCUCCACCACCACCACCACCCCCUCCUCUGCAGACCACUCCCCAGGCGCCCCCUCCGACAACUUCUUCACAGAUCAGACCAUCUCCGACGACGUCUCUACUUGUUCCUGUAUUUUCUACUUCACGACCAGUGGCUUCCGUUCUCAACACCCGUUUUCUCUGUGCCGAGCUUCCCUCAACCGAGUUCACCACCGUCAAGGCCGCCACCGCAGAUUCAUCCACGUCUAUCGUUGUACUGCCGCCGCCGCCGCCUUCGCCUCCCACGACAAAUCCGCCUGUCCAGACGUUACCGCCUGCUCAACCAACUGAUGCCGGUAGCAGACCUCCAGUCUCUCCGGCGCCGGCUGCACCAAGCUCAACCUCGUUGACGGACCAGCAAGGGGUCAUGACUGGCAACGCACAGAACUUCGAGGGCGACCGAAGCCUCGUCAUCGCCCUCAGUACCGUACUCUCGGUACUUGGAGUUGCGCUCAUCGUCCUCACCAUUUGCCUAUGCUACCGCUACCGCUACGGCCGUCUCCCUCUCGCCCCUUGGCGCAGAAGGGGCCCAUUCAGUCAACGCGGAUGUACGCCCAUUGACGACGAGGAGAUUGAGUCUUGGAAGGCCAAUCGAGCCAUUGAGAAAUCGACGACGAUCGUCAUUGACAAGCACGAUCCGGCCCCCACUGUCCGCAAGCCGCCCAGCGUGAUCGUCUACCAGAAUCACCACCACUCGAACCAGUCUCGUGCCUCGUCCGAGACUUCCCCUCGUUCUCUGUAUCACAAGCGCAGUAUGGACAAGAAGAGUAUGGAUGUUCCGAACACUCCCGUCCUCGCUCGGGCGCCCAAUGCUCGCGUCGGUCUGACUGACGACACAAUCGAGGGAGACGCCGCCUUCCUCCCUUCACCGAAGCGCCAAAACUCGAGGCUUUCCAAACUGCCACCACUCUCACCCCGCAAUGGGCACGGCAGACACCGCAGCUCCCGCAGCAGUGCCAGCGUUGGCAGCCUACGAGACCACUGGUUCGGCUACCAGACCGAUGUGGAGCUCUCGCCACGAGGCUCCAUCGACCAUUACGCCCACAUGCCUUCAUCUGCGCACUCUGAUGGUAGGCACCAGCGGAUCUACUCCGACUCCUCGAUCCCUCCGCGGCUGUCUCUCGACGAGGAAGUACGCAUGGGUGGCCUCUCCCCCCGACCCUAUCUCCGGCAAUCUGAGAUUGGCAUUGCCGUAGGCUGA
This is a messenger RNA of Colletotrichum gloeosporioides, 1698 nucleotides long. RefSeq lists its product as uncharacterized. Lineage: Eukaryota; Fungi; Ascomycota; Sordariomycetes; Glomerellales; Glomerellaceae. The record is from RefSeq and is a predicted model, not a curated record. The coding region runs from base 1 to 1698 and encodes 565 amino acids. The transcript has 4 exons.